UGAUGCCAAUUUGCGUGUAAUUACACGAAAUGCGUGUAAUUUUUACCCCUUGCGUGUAAUAUGCGUGUAAUGGAAUUUUGCGUGUAAUUUCUGAAGUAGCUCAUAUUAGAGAGAAAUAUAAAGAAGAAUAAUAAAAGUCAUGUUCUGAGUUCUGAAUGAUGUAAAUUGUUCAUUCAAGUGGCACUGACAAAUUUGAAUCGUCUUGUCUUAUUUUCUUAUUUAUGUUUUUCAAUUUUAAGCAUUUUUAAGCAGUUAUUUUUAUUUUGGUUACUUCUGAAAUUUAAAAUUUUAACAAAGGAGUGAAAAGUUUGAAAUAUUAUUUAAUAUAUUAUUAUUGACUAAAAUGGACCAUUGGUUGAGGAAGGCUAUUUCAAACAAACCUGAAGAUAGAUGUGAAAUGUCUUCAUCAGAAUUUUUAGUAGCGCCAAGUACAUCUAGUAUUAAGGUUGACGAUACUAUUGAGUCAGAAGUGAAAAAUACGAAGAAAACUAGAAAAUAUAAAUUUUGUGAGUGUUGGUUGCAAGAAUCAAAUUUGAAAAAUUGGUUGACGAAGUCAAAAGAUAUGGGAAAACAUAAAGAAUGUCAGGCUUUUUGCAAAUUAUGCCAAGUAAAUAUUCUACCUCAUAAGGCAACCUUGUUGAAACACAGACAAUCUACAAAACAUAAAUUUCUAGAGAAACAAGUUUCCACCUCUUCAGAUUUAUCAAAGUUAUUGAAUAAUCCAUUGUCUGAAAAAACGAGACGAGCAGAAAUCAAAUUAGCAGGCCUUCUGGCAACUAAUAAUUUACCAUUUUCAUUAACAGAUGUUUUGACUCCCCUACUUCUGGACAUUUUUCCCGAUAGCACAAUAGCACAUGAGAUGUCUUUAAAGAAGAAUUUUAUAAUAUUCUUAGAAAAAAUGGCUCAUUUUUCUCUAUUAUUAUGGAUGAAACGACUGACUUUUCAACCAAGAAACAAUGUGCCUUUGCUGUUAUAUAUUAUGAUGCAUCAAAGAACAGAGAGCUGUGUAGAUUUUUUGAUAUGGUAGAACAGUGUUCUGAGAGGGCAGAGGAUUUAUUCAAGUGUUUAAAAAAUACCAUAACUGAUAAGAGAAUUCCUUUCACAAAUGUUGCUGGCUUUUCCGCAGAUACAACCAAUUGUAUGUUUGGCAAAGAGCUGUCUGUUGCAGCUCUUUUAAAAACAGAACUUCCUAAUAUCGUAACUAUAAAAUGUUCAUGCCAUAUGAUUCAUUUGUGUGCUUCUAAGGCAUGUAUGGAACUUCCUCGAUCUGUUGAAGAUUUACUAAAGAAUAUUGGUUCCCAUUUCCAUAGAAGUGCUCGAAGAACAGAAAAAUUUAAAGAAUUUCAAGAAUUUUUUGGAGUAGAAAUCCAUAAAAUUCUUUCUCCUUCUAUUACUAGAUGGCUCUCCUUGAAAACUUGAGUUGAUAGAGUAUUAGAACAGUUCGAACCACUUCAUAUGUAUUUUAGAGAAUAUGUAUUUUCUGAUCCUUCCAAAACAACAGAAGAUAUGCUGAACACAAUGAAUAAUAAAUUUACCUUAAUAUAUUUGGAA
This is a messenger RNA of Leptinotarsa decemlineata (Colorado potato beetle), 1551 nucleotides long. RefSeq lists its product as uncharacterized. Lineage: Eukaryota; Metazoa; Arthropoda; Insecta; Coleoptera; Chrysomelidae. The record is from RefSeq and is a predicted model, not a curated record.